UAGGGACAACAUCUCUAUAGCUAUAUGCAGCUAGGAGACUCAAGUGUGUUGGAAAUCUCCUCCCCUAACAAGCCCGUGAUGGCGGUGACGGCGGCAGCACCAUCGGAAGCACCGGCACAUGAAGAUGUCAACGGUGGUGAUAUGGUAGAGAUGGAAGUGAGUGCAAAUUCAGGUGAAGAGAAGAGAAGAGAAGAAGGUGAUAAGGUAAGGUUUGGAGGAAACCGUUGGCCACGCCAAGAAACUUUGGCUCUCUUGAAGAUAAGGUCUGAUAUGGAUGCUGUGUUUCGGGAUUCAAGUCUUAAAGGUCCACUUUGGGAAGAAGUUUCAAGGAAACUAGCAGAGCUUGGAUAUCACCGAAGCGCAAAGAAGUGCAAGGAAAAAUUUGAGAAUGUGUACAAGUACAACAAGAGAACCAAAGAAAGCAGAAGUGGAAAAUCAGAUGGAAAAACCUAUAGGUUUUUUGAUCAAUUACAAGCCCUUGAGAACCAAUUCAAAGUUUCUUACUCACCAAAAUCACAUCCUGUUUUGGCAAAAACAAAUACACUAGCAGUGACAUUGCCAACAAGGCAAAGUGAUAACAGUACUAUACCUAUCUCUUAUGUCACCACCACUUUUCCAUCAACAAACCCUACACUUAUUUCUCCUUCACCACCAACCACCACAACCAGAUCCACAACAAUAACCAACCCUAAAAAUCCAUCACCACAAGCCAAUAAUAAUACCCCACAUUAUUCUUUCCACAACAUGAACCUUUUCUCAACCAUAACCUCUUCUUCCACCGCAUCCGAUGAAGACAUAGAAGAGAGGUAUAAGAGGAAGAGAAAAUGGAAGGGCUACUUCAGGAGGCUCACUAGGCAGGUCCUGUCAAAGCAAGAGGAAACGCAGAAGAAGUUCUUGGAAGCCAUUGACAAACGCGAGAGAGAAUGGUUGACACAACAAGAAGCUUGGAGGAUGCAAGAAAUUGCGAGGAUCAAUAGGGAACAUGAGUUCCUUGUUCAAGAACGAUCAAAUACAGCAGCCAAAGAUUCAGCAAUCAUUGCAUUGUUACAAAAAUUGUCCGGGCAAAAAAAUCCCACACAACCUCCUCGUAGCAAUUCCCUCCUACAACAACCACCACCACAACCGUCGCCGUCGCAGUCACCGCGGCAAGUAUCACAAAUAGAGCAACAACAACAGCAGCCACAGCCAUUAUCAUUGAUACCAAACAACAAAUUUGAAAUCCAGAUAAUGAACAAUGGUUACAAUGCUACUACUCAAGUGAACUCUUCUUCUAGGUGGCCAAAGGCUGAAAUUCAUGCUCUAAUAAGGUUGAGGACAAGUCUUGAAGCUAAGUAUGAAGAAAAUGGACCAAAAGCUCCAUUGUGGGAAGAUAUAUCAGCUGGGAUGUUGAGACUUGGGUAUAACAGGAGUGCAAAGAGAUGCAAAGAGAAAUGGGAGAACAUCAACAAGUACUUCAAGAAAGUGAAGGAAAGUAAUAAAGAAAGGCGUGAGGAUAGUAAAACAUGUCCAUAUUUUCACGAGCUUGAUGCUAUAUACAAAGAAAAGAGCAAAUCUCAGAACCCCUUUAGCAUCGCAAUUCAUAUGAAACCAAAUGAGUUGACGGAGCCAUUGAUGGUUCAACCAGAACAGCAAUGGAGGCCCCCUCUUGAAGCUGGUAUAGCGAAGGAGAAUGCAAGUCAGUAUCAAGAAAAUGAAAAAGAAGAAGAAGAAGAGGAUGAUGUUGAUGAAGAUGAAAAUGGAGCACGUAGUGUGGAAGAAGGAGGAGCUAGCGGUUAUGAUAUUGUGACAAAUAAGCUUUCUUCAAUGGGCACAGUUGAAUGAGACAAGAUAAGGAAGUUUCUGAAUUAUGGAGGUUUUUCUUUUUUCUGUUUUUGGUUGUUUAUAAGAAGUUAAUUAUUGAAAAAAAUUGGUUUUUAACCCAUAUAAGUUGAAUUCUGUAAUGCAGUUUAA
Messenger RNA from Gastrolobium bilobum, 1950 nucleotides. Its product is annotated as trihelix transcription factor DF1-like. Lineage: Eukaryota; Viridiplantae; Streptophyta; Magnoliopsida; Fabales; Fabaceae. Bases 25 to 1821 code for a protein of 598 amino acids. The record is from RefSeq and is a predicted model, not a curated record. The transcript has 2 exons.